Letharia lupina is the source of this 1434-nucleotide messenger RNA. RefSeq lists its product as uncharacterized. The record is from RefSeq and is a predicted model, not a curated record. NCBI's taxonomy places the organism in Eukaryota, Fungi, Ascomycota, Lecanoromycetes, Lecanorales, Parmeliaceae. Gene Ontology annotation, molecular function: acetylglucosaminyltransferase activity. The coding region runs from base 1 to 1434 and encodes 477 amino acids. The transcript has 2 exons.
AUGGCCACCAGGGCUUAUCGCAUUGCGCAACCGACCAGUCCCGCACCACCACAAGAUAGUGUUGCCCCUAAAGGAAGCAAACAACAAGACCCAUGCCGACAGAGGUUAGGCCGUCUAAAAGAUCUGAAUGUCAAAUUUCCUAUCAAAUAUGCUCGGCGCGAUAUCAAAGUCAGGCCCCAAUUGGGAGCGCAACGUCCUUCUGUCACCAAUGUCGAUGAACCACUGUUCCCGAAGCUACAGAUCGUUGACCCAGGGAAAGAUCCUAUAUUAGAACAUUGCAUGCCGCCUUUGUCGUUGGAAGUCUCUCCCUUUCCCAAAAAGGAGUCAGUUGAUGCCUCGCAUGUAUUGUUCGGCAUGUCCACACUCCUCAGCCGUCUCGAGGGUUCUAUACCAUUUCUCGAGCGCUGGCUGGCGCACACUGGUGCCAACUUGUUCGUCAUUGUUGUCAACUCAGAAGAGGACCGAAAACCGGAUAAGAAGAAAAUGUCCAAGCUGCAAUCACACAUGCGUGAUCUCGGCAUCAAGGCUACGCUCGUUGGACCGCUGGAUGAACAAGACGAUAUGCCACUGCGGUAUUUUUCUCUAGUUAAGCUAUUGUAUAGCAAACGCGACAAGGGAACUCAGUGGAUUGGGAUCGUGGACGAUGACACCUUUUUCCCUUCAAUGCACUCUCUGAUCAACACGCUUGGCAACUACGACUCCAGACUGCAGCAAUAUGUCGGCGGCAUAUCAGAAGAAUGGUGGUCCGUCGUUCUCUACGGCCUCAUGGCCUUUGGCGGCGCUGGUCUCUUCCUCUCCCUCCCAAUGGCUGCGAUGAUCGAUUCCGAGUACCAGGCCUGCAGGGAACAAUCUAGUUCCAGCGCGGGGGAUAUGCGCAUUCACGAGUGUAUCCAGUGGCAUAGCCAUGUCAAAUUGACGCCUAUCCCUGGCCUUCACCAAAUGGAUAUGGGCGGUGACCUCUCGGGAGUUUACGAAAGCGGAUGGAGGCCGCUUUCUCUGCAUCACUGGAAGGCGGAUUGGUGGGAUGACCAGCGCCGGGAGAAUUGGGUCCCGCUCGACGUCAUGCAUCUCGUCGCCGAUGUCUGCGGGGAAUGUUUCCUGCAGCGAUGGCAUUUUGGCGAGGAUACAGUCCUCAGUAAUGGCUACUCUAUCGCUACAUACGCGAAAGGAAUUACCAAUGAGGAGCUGCAGAAACCAGAGCAUACGUGGCUGGGACCCAGACCGGUACCGGAUACGUUCAACCCUGGUUACGUUCAUUCGAUUGGAACGAUAAGGGAGCCGCUGAAGCUUGAGGAGGAGAAGAUUCAGUAUAUGUUUUUGGAUGCCCAGUUGGUUGAUGGGGGCGUGAGGCAGUAUUAUCUUCACAAGGGAUUGGGGGAUGAAUUGGAUACGCUGGUUGAGUUGUUUUGGAAUGGGAAGGCGGAGAGGGCCUGA